Messenger RNA from Trypanosoma cruzi, 675 nucleotides. RefSeq names its product NAD(P)-dependent steroid dehydrogenase protein, putative. Gene Ontology annotation, molecular function: 3-beta-hydroxy-Delta5-steroid dehydrogenase (NAD+) activity. The transcript has a single exon. NCBI's taxonomy places the organism in Eukaryota, Euglenozoa, Kinetoplastea, Trypanosomatida, Trypanosomatidae. The record is from RefSeq and is a predicted model, not a curated record. The annotation marks the transcript as partial. Gene Ontology annotation, biological process: steroid biosynthetic process.
GCUGAAAUGGCUGUAUCCGCUGCUUGCUGUGACGAUCUACUGGUGGUUAGUGUGGCACCCCAUCAAGUGUAUGGGCCUCGCGAUAACUUAUUUUUGCCAAACAUGCUUGAGGCAGCCGGAACGGGCAAGCUGCGCAUUUUUGGCCAAGGAAAAAAUCGCAUCUGCUUCACACAUGUGGACAACUACGCGCAUGCCCUUAUAAUUGCGGAGCGACAGCUCUUCAAGGGCUCACCCGUGCUGGGCAAGUUCUACAUUGUGACGGACGGCAGAACGCACCCCGAACCGGAUGCGUAUUGCAUUUUUUGGAAGGAGCUGAACAAAGCUGUGGUGGCCAUGGGGUUUUCUUCUAUUGAGGAGAAGAUGCACUAUAGCUUCUGGUUCCUGUACAUUGUGGCAAUUUUCGCCGAGGCACUGGGAUGGUUGUUGGGCCGUGUCUUCAAACUGAACGUAUUUAAUGUGUUUGUCUUGACAAUGCAUCGAUGGUUUCGUAUAACCGCAGCAGAGAAGGAUUUGGAGUACCAGCCGAUUAUUCCGUUUGUUGAGGGCUGGGCCGACACCAUUCUCUGGUUCAAGGAGCAUUGGCUUCCCACCUUUGAACAAAAAGACCGCUCAUGGUUUGGGCUCGCAAGGCGCUCACAGCAGAAGAUUGACAUCCAGGCAAGGAAGACAAGGUGA